GAAAAUGGCAAAAAAGUGGGAAGGUGGGAUACUUUUUAUAAGUAGGAGUAGAUGUAAAAUUGAUUUCUAUAUCUCGAAUUACAAUCUAGUGGUGGAGGAUAAUAUCAAAAAGUAGAAAAUGAUAAUUUGAGUGAUUCAAUAAAGGUUGGAAAGUGGAGAGAGCUAAUUGAUGGAUUUUAUGAGUAUUUAUAAAGAAUUAUAUAUAAUAGGUAUGGCUAGAUCACAUAUUUUGGUGAAUACGCUAUUGGUAAAAAAGUAGGUAUAUGGUAAUAAAUGUUUGGGAACAAUAUAAUGUAUCUAUAAAGUAUACUUUAUUAGGGAAGAAGAUGAUUAUUUAAAUUGA
Paramecium octaurelia is the source of this 343-nucleotide messenger RNA. Lineage: Eukaryota; Ciliophora; Oligohymenophorea; Peniculida; Parameciidae. The record is from the annotation of a GenBank genome assembly.